AUGCGCGACGACGGUAGCUUCGUGCUCUACGAUGCCGACGGGGCCGUGGUGUGGUCCACGUUCGAGUUCCCCACGGACACCUUGGUCCCCGGUCAAGACCUCGUCCCUGGUGCGCACCUCUUCUCCAGCGUGUCGCCCACCAACAGGGCCGCCGGCAAGUUCCGCCUCGCCAACCAGCUCAACGACGAAAACCUCGUCUUGUACCCCGUGCAGACGGAGAACGCCGCGCACGCCGCGUACUGGGACACCGCCACGUUCCAGAUCGGCUUCCCGCUCACCCUGCGCCUCGACGCCACCGGAGUGCUAUACCUCACCGGCAACGGCGGCAACUACACCAAGAACCUCACGCGGCCCGGAGCCGCGCUGUCUCCCGCCGAGACGCAGGUCUUCUACCGCGUCACGCUCGACCCCGACGGAGUCUUGCGCCUGUACCGUCACGCCGUCGCGUCCGGCGACGCGUGGACGACCGACGUCCAGUUGAUCGGCCCAAGCGACAGAUGCCACGUCAAGGGCACGUGCGGGCCCAACAGCUACUGCGUCCUAGACCGCGACGCGCAGCCGAGCUGCCUUUGCCCUCCGGGGUUUGAAUUCAUCGAUGCUGCCAACGGCGCGCUAGGGUGCACCAGGACCUCAGGCGCCGGCGACUGCGAGGCCGGUCUGUCCAUGGCGACGAUCCAGAACAUGUCGUGGGCGGACACGUCGUACGCCGUGCUGGGCGCGGCCACCAGCGCCGCCGACUGCCAGGCCGCGUGCAUGGCCGACUGCCUCUGCGCCGCCAUGCUGCUCAACAGCAAAGACGGCACGUGCACUACGCAGCAGCUCCCUCUCAUGUACGGCCGCACUGGCGGCGGCUACACGCUGUUCGUCAAGAUCACCUCGGUGAGCCCGGCAAUCGGCGGCGGCGGCAGGGGCCACCGCGUCGGGCGCACGACCAUCGUCGUUGUGGUCUGCACCGGGCUCCUCGCGUGCGUGUCGUUAGCCGCGCUCCUGGCGGCGGCGCUGCUGUUCUGGGCGAACCGGAGGACGUUCGCGGAACAGGACGCGGCAGAGGCCCUGGACGAGGAGGCGCCCCUGAGGUCGUACAGCUACCAGGAACUGGAGCACGCAACGUGCGGCUUCCGCGAGCCGCUGGGCCGCGGCGCGUUCGGCACGGUGUUCCGGGGCACGCUGCUGCACAACAGCAGCGAGAAGACGAUCGCCGUGAAGCGGCUGGACAAGGUGGUGGAGGAAGGGGAGGUGGAGUUCCAGCGGGAGGUGCGCGCCAUCGGGCGGACGAGCCACCGGAACCUGGUCCGGCUGCUGGGGUUCUGCCACGAGGGCGCCAACCGGCUGCUGGUGUACGAGUACAUGAGCAACGGGUCGCUGGCGGAGCGUCUGUUCAGGAGCGGCGGCGGUGACGGGCCGCCGGCGUGGGGCGAGCGGAUGGGCAUCGCGCUGGACGUCGCGCGCGGGCUGCACUACCUCCACGACGAGCUGGAUAGCCGCGUGAUCCACUGCGACGUGAAGCCGCAGAACAUCCUGAUGGACGCGUCGGGCACGGCCAAGAUCGCCGACUUCGGGCUGGCCAAGCUGCUGCUGCCGGACCAGACGCGGACGUUCACGGGGGUGCGCGGCACGCGCGGGUACAUGGCCCCGGAGUGGUACCGCGGCGUCGGGCCGCUGACGGUGAAGGCGGACGUGUACAGCUACGGCGUGGUGCUGCUGGAGAUCGUGACGUGCCGGCGGAGCAUGGAGCUGGAGGAGGCCGGCGAGGAGCGGACGCUCAUGGAGUGCGCGCACGAGUGGCUAGUGCGGGGCGAGGUGACGCGGGCGGUGGGCUGCCAAGACGAGGCGCCGGAGGUGGAGCGGGCGGUGAAGGUGGCGGUGUGGUGCGCGCAGGCGGAGCCCCAGGCGAGGCCGGCCAUGAGGAGCGUCAUCCUGAUGCUGGAAGGGCUCGUGGAGGUGCCCUUCCCGCCGCUGCCGGCCUCCUGA
Molecule: messenger RNA, 1971 nt
Organism: Setaria italica (foxtail millet)
Lineage: Eukaryota; Viridiplantae; Streptophyta; Magnoliopsida; Poales; Poaceae
Product: G-type lectin S-receptor-like serine/threonine-protein kinase LECRK1
Exons: 1
Coding region: 1-1971 (656 amino acids)
Biological process (GO): protein phosphorylation; recognition of pollen
Molecular function (GO): protein kinase activity; ATP binding
Source: RefSeq, a predicted model, not a curated record